AUGGCGAUUGCAGUGCUCGAUCUCGCCGCUACAUACGGCACACGAGUGGCCCUGGCGUUGGGCCUAGUUAUUGUCCUGCGAUUCUUUCAUGAGAUGCUGAAAGUGCGCUUGCUCUUCUACCGUCUGCGCAAGCAAGGCCUGUUCGAUGCACAGCCGAUGCCGGCGUGGGAUUUCGCAGCAGGGAAUCUGCGGAUGCUGCCCGAUCUAAUGAAACGGCAUCCUAAAGGAUCGCAGCAGUCGGAGGCUUUCACCCUCCUGUCCUACGAGUUUCCCAAUUCCGACAAUUGUUUCUACAUUGAUGUCUGGCCCUUCACCAAGCCCUUGCUGGUUGUGACUGCCCCGGAUCUUGCAGUCCAGGCCUCUCAAACCUAUGCACUACCCAAGCCGCCAGUCCUCGCGGAGUUCUUUAACCCCUUCACAGGGGGGCCCAGCAUCUUCGUGACAAACGGGCCCGAAUGGAAGCAUACCCGGGGCCUUUUUAAUCCCGCCUUCAGCGCCACUAACAUGCUGGAGCAUACCCCCCAUAUUGUCGAGGAAGCCGAAGAGUACGUGGAGAUUCUUCGAGAGCAUGCGCGCAAGGGCGAUACCUUCACACUAGACAAGAUGACUUGUGACUAUGUCAUGGAUAUUAUCGGAUAUGUCGCCAUGAAUACCCGUCUUCAUUCUCAGCGCGGAAAUAAUAUGCUGGCAGCGGCAAUGAGAAGCUCCAUCGAGUGGAAUUGUCAGGACGAGGAGAUGAAUCCCUUCAUCCGAUGGAAUCCCAUGCGGCCGAUCAUGCAGUGGUACAACGGACGUAUCAUGAAGCGCUACAUUGGAAUCGAAUUGGAGAAACGAUACCAGGUCUGGAAGCAGCACAAACCCUCGACUCGGGCUAAUUCAAUUAUCGAUAUUGUGCUCGCCAAUUUCAUGAGUACACAGCCAGCGGGGGCCAAGCUGGAUCCUGAGUUUAAGGCAUGGGCCACCAUUCAAAUCCGGACCUUCUUAUUCGCUGGCCAUGACUCGACCGCCGCCACGAUUGUAUACAGUAUCUAUCUCUUGUCCAAGCAUCCGGAAAUACUUGCUAGGGUUCGCACCGAGCACGACGAGAUAUUUGGAUCGGAUAUUUCUGCUGCGGGUCGCAUACUCAAACAGCGUCCAGAGUUAAUUAACCGGCUCCCAUAUACCCUGGCGGUUAUUAAGGAGACCCUCCGUCUGUUUCCCGCUGCUUCCGCGUUGCGAGACGGCCAGCCUGGUGUCUACCUGGAGGAUAGGAAUGGCACCAAAUACCCGACUAACGGAUUGUGUAUUUGGAUCCUGCAUGGAGGCAUUCAACGUAAUCCCAAUUACUGGCCUGACCCACAUGGCUUCAAACCAGACCGCUGGCUGGUUGGACCAGACCAUCCCUUGUACCCUCCCAAAGGUGCAUGGCGUCCCUUUGAGCAUGGUCCGCGGGAUUGCAUCGGCCAAGCGCUGGCCCUACUAGACAUCAAGAUCACGCUGGUGCUAGCUCUCCGCGAGUUCGAUUUUCAAGACCAGUACGCUGAAUGGGACCGCCAGCAUCCCCGCCCCGGACCCAAGACUGUCUUUGGCGAGCGCGCCUACCAGAUUCCCCGGGGGGGAUCGCAUCCCGCUGAUGGGCUUCCCUGCCGGGUCAGUUUGCGGAAACCGAUGGCUCAGUGA
This is a messenger RNA of Aspergillus tanneri, 1659 nucleotides long. Its product is annotated as cytochrome P450. The transcript is spliced from 3 exons. Gene Ontology annotation, molecular function: oxidoreductase activity, acting on paired donors, with incorporation or reduction of molecular oxygen; monooxygenase activity; iron ion binding. The record is from RefSeq and is a predicted model, not a curated record. Bases 1 to 1659 code for a protein of 552 amino acids. NCBI's taxonomy places the organism in Eukaryota, Fungi, Ascomycota, Eurotiomycetes, Eurotiales, Aspergillaceae.